AUGAGCGAACACGUAUUCGAGACUCACCCAAAGGCCAGCCCCGAAGCUACCGUCCAGGGACGCAACUAUCGCUUCACCCUUUUCAACGAACGCCUAAUCCGGUUUGAAUGGGCAGAAGAUGGCCAGUUCGAGGACAGAGCAUCGACAUUCGCCAUAAACCGCGAAUUCCCAACCCCCAAAUUCCGAGUCGUCGAUGGCGACGAACUGCAAAUAAUAACCGAUCAUUUCCUCGUCAGCUACACCAAAGAAAAGUUCAGCCCUCAGAGCCUCGUCUUCCACUUCAACGGCAAGAGCAUCAAGUACGGAUCGCCAUGGCGGUUCGGGACACCCACGGAGUUCAAUCUCGGGGGCACGGCCAGAACAUUAGACGGCGUCGAUGGACGCUGUGAUAUGGGGCAGGGCGUUCUCUCGAAAGCAGGGUAUGCAGUGAUUGACGACUCAAAGAGUAUGCUGUUCGACGACUCUGGCUUUGUGGCUCCCAGACGCCCUGGAGAUCGGUUCGACUGUUACCUCUUCUGCUACGGCCGCGACUAUAAAGACGCCAUUAAAGCGUUGUAUGCUGUUUCGGGGAAACAGCCUGCUAUCCCGCGCUAUGUCCUGGGGAACUGGUGGAGCCGGUACUACGCAUACCACCAGGACGAGUACGUGGCGCUGAUGGACAAGUUCCGAGCCCACGAUAUUCCACUCUCUGUUGCUGUUCUGGACAUGGACUGGCAUUAUGUCUCUGACGAGCGCGUCCCUCAUGCCGGCUGGACAGGGUAUACCUGGGAUAAGAACCUGUUCCCUGACCCAGUCAAAUUCAGAGAGGAACUGCACGAGCGAUAUCUCCAGAUAACACUAAACGACCACCCCCACGGUGGAAUCCACGCCCACGAAGACGCAUACGAGGAGAUGGCACGGUUCCUAAACCACGACACCACCAACAAGAACCCCAUUCUCUUCGACCCAGCCAGUCCAAGAUUCAUGCAAGCCUAUUUCCACAUCCUCCAUCGCAGACUCGAGAACCAAGCCUGCGACUUCUGGUGGAUCGACUGGCAACAGGGUCCAUACUCCAAGAUCCCAAACUUCGACCCGCUCUGGCUCCUCAAUCACUUCCAGUAUCUGGACAGCUCACGCGACGGACGCUCCCCUCUGAUAUUCUCGCGGUACGGCGGCCCAGGGAGCCAUCGAUACCCUAUCGGCUUCUCCGGCGACACAGUCGUAACCUGGUCGUCUCUCGCCUUCCAGCCCGAAUUCACAGCCACGGCAUCGAAUAUCGGAUACGGAUGGUGGAGCCACGAUAUCGGCGGGCAUAUCCGCGGGAUUCGCGACGACGAGUUGCUCGCGCGGUGGACGCAGCUAGGCGUUUUCUCACCGGUCAUGAGACUGCAUUCAACAUCUUCACGGUGGAUGUCGAAGGAACCUUGGCUGUAUGGCGACGAGUGCGCAAGGGCAAUGGCCCGCUUUCUACAGUUUAGACACCGCUUGGUGCCAUAUCUAUACACGCAGAGUAUCCUCGGGUCCAACACCGACGAACCCCUAAUCCAGCCGAUGUACUGGUCGUAUCCGAAAAGGAACGAAGCCUACGAAGUCCCGAACCAAUAUUUCCUCGGUCGUGACCUGCUUGUUGCACCGAUCGUCCAGCCGCGCGAUAGACGCACCGGUCUUGCUUCCGUUAGGGCGUGGCUUCCCCCGCAAGGCCGGUUCGUGGAUUUAUUCUCCGGGACGGUUUACGAUGGUGGGAGGGGGGUUACCUUCUACCGGUCUAUCUCGCAGUAUCCUGUUCUCGCACCCGAGGGGGCAAUACUCGCCUUGGACGGUGAAGAUAUUCCACGGAACGGAUGUCUGAACCCUGAUGUGCUCGAGAUUAUAGUCGUCGUCGGGGAAGAUGGCGAAACGACCUUGAUUGAAACGGCAGAGGACAAUUCCUUCAACGGAGGGUCCACCCCGCAGCGCAACCUAGAGCAAAGCAAGGUCCUGAUCAAGUUCCAGCAGCAAAAAGGCGAGCUGGUGAUCUCGGGCAGCGUGCAGCGGCGCUGCAUCGUCCGCUUCCUAGGGCUAGACUCGAUCCCAGCGGAUUUUAACCUCGCGAUUUCCGGCGCCGAAAACGGAGAGAAGGGCGAUAUCUCCAUCUCGAAGUUCGGGAAUUCGGUACCGUGUCUUUCAGUGGAUAUCCCGCAGAUAAAGUCGGGCGUGGAUAUUGUGGUUAAUCUUUGGCAGAAUCCGCAGCUUGCGGUGCAGGAUCAUACCGCUGCUCUUGAGGAGUUGAUUCGGGGGUACCAGAUUGAAUUUGGGAUGAAGGAUCGGCUGUGGAAUGCGAUUGAGGAGGGGAAGGGGCAGCCGUUGAAGAUUGUUUCGUCGUUGCUGUCGUUGGGAUAUGAUGAUGCUGUUGUUGGGCCGCUGGUUGAACUUGUUUCGGCUGAUAGUAGAGCUCCUUAG
Messenger RNA from Aspergillus puulaauensis, 2418 nucleotides. RefSeq names its product glycoside hydrolase family 31 protein. Gene Ontology annotation, biological process: N-glycan processing; carbohydrate metabolic process. Gene Ontology annotation, molecular function: alpha-glucosidase activity. The record is from RefSeq and is a predicted model, not a curated record. NCBI's taxonomy places the organism in Eukaryota, Fungi, Ascomycota, Eurotiomycetes, Eurotiales, Aspergillaceae. The coding region runs from base 1 to 2418 and encodes 805 amino acids. The transcript has a single exon.